Molecule: messenger RNA, 1391 nt
Organism: Sclerotinia trifoliorum
Lineage: Eukaryota; Fungi; Ascomycota; Leotiomycetes; Helotiales; Sclerotiniaceae
Source: the annotation of a GenBank genome assembly
UUACGAUUCGUCGUGAGAGAUUGUCGGUUUUUGUCGUGAUCGUCGAAUUCAAAAAGAAUUUCGAAAAGAUUCAAAAAAACAUUAUAUUCGCUAAGAACUGAAAACCCUAAAGGCUGAUUAGGUAAUAAUUCAUUAUUGCCUAGUGGUUAAGGCUUCAACAAUUUUUCAUUUGAAGCUCGAGCCAGCCUCGUGAAUGAUCUUGAAGAACCUCAUAUCAAGAACUCAUACACUUGUAAUAGAGCUGUGGAGUCAAAAAGAAGUCAUCGAACUUCUAUACACAUUCUUUGAAAACCAAAGCCGUAAUAACGCGCACUCAAAAGUCAUCAUGGCGAACAAGCAGGGAAAGAUGGUGAGUUUAAUACCCCUUCUCAAAACCAUUAAAAGCUUGUGUUGACAUUAUAGGCUGACUUUGACUCUUUCUACAGGCCGGUCUCGUAUGUAAUAUCCAUCAAUUCAGCUAUUACAGCUCUGCGCGAUCAAUUCGAAUGUAAAUACGGACUGACAGGGUUAUAGAUCAAUUACCGGAUGAGAGUGACUAUGAAUGAUGGACGUCAAAUGGUUGGACAGAUGUUAGCAUUUGAUAAGGUACGAUACUUAAGCAAGAACUACAAUGGCUUUGACUAACUUUUAAAUAGCACAUGAACCUCGUUCUCGCCGAUACAGAAGAAUUCAGACGCGUCAAGCGCAAGGCACCAAAAGCCACAACUGCUCCUGGAGCUAGUUCUGCUGCACCACCUCUCGUCGAAACGGAAGAAAAGCGUACAUUAGGUCUUACAAUUAUUCGAGGCACACAUGUUAUUUCUCUAUCUGUCGAAUCACCUCCACCAGCAGAUCCAAGUGCUCGUUUAGGUGCUAGUGUUCCAGGUGGUGCUGUACCAUCAGCUGCGAUGGCUGCAGGAACAGGAAUUGCAAGACCAGCUGCUGGAAGAGGUGGGUUAGCUGGUCCGGCUGUUGGAAUUGGUGGCUUUCCGGGCAUGCCAGCUCCUCCACCAUUUGGAAGAGGUGCACCACCUCCAGGAUUUGGUGGUGGAUUCCCUCCUCCAGGUUUCCCAGGUCCACCAGGUGGUUUUGCUCCACCUCGCAGGUAAAUGUUAAAGAUAAUGGCUUUCGCGAUCAUGUCAAAUCAAAUCUUAAAGGAUAUUCUCAGAGGAGCUUCUUGCAUAUAAUCUGAUGAAGAGCCAAGGACACAUUGGACGUGACGAUCGAUGAAGGAAUGGAAGAUGAUAGAUCCAAAGGAAACUUAUGGACACGCAGAUAGGGGCGAUGCAAAGAAGGUUAUAUUCAAUCAGAAUAAAGGCGUUGAGGGGUGGUUUUGACUUCACAUACCAAAAUUCGCAAAUUUGUAGCAUAAAAGCAAGCAAGUAAAGCGACAACGCUAAUUGAAUCCUAUA